UUUUCUGCUCCUCUGAACAAACUUAACGGAAACUAUUUUGUUUAAAAAAAAGAAAAUUAAUUUGUUAAGAAACAAAAAAACCCCUCCUUCUCCGCUCUUGGCUUUGUGAAAAAAAAAGGGAAAAAGAAAAAUUUGACCACCUUUUCAAGGAAUUAUCUUUCUCGCCGACACUUUCUUCUUCAAAGAACAUCUGUUUGAAUUCUUUAUUCCCUUUUAGUUUCCAAUUUUAUUCCUUUUCAAAUAAACCGAUUAGUUUAAGCAAUCGUCAUCAUCACCAAAACCACUAAUGCCUUUAAUUUAUUCAUAAUUAAUAAUUCCUUCAUCUCUUUUAGCUUUUAAUAUUUUUUUUAUGGUCUAGAAAUCAGUUGCAUUAGGUGAGGUGAUGAUACUUGGCGGCAAUUUCAUUUUAAAUUUUUUUCUGGGUUUGAAUGGCAAAUGGUUACAAAAUUUAGGGAUUCAAAUGAUUAUGACAAGCAGUGGAGGGGAGGGGAAUAAAUUUGCAGAAUUUAUGCAAAUUCAAGGAAAAAUAGAAUACAUAGAUGCUUUGGAUUGAAUUUAUCAAUCAAGGCAUAAAAUAAUAAUUUAAGGGAAAAGAAAAUGCCAGCCGAGGAGGAUAAUCAAGUUUUUGAAAGAAGGAAUGUGUUAGUUGGGAUAAAAAUUAAUAGCCGAAGUAGAGAACUACUAAAUUGGGCUCUUGUUAAGGUUGCAGAACCUGGAGAUUGUGUUAUUGCUGUUCAUGUUUGUCGAAGUUCGAGAGGAGCCUCAAAAGACAAGCCCCGGUUGGAUAGUUAUUUAGAAGUAUAUAAAGGUUUAUGUUCCCUAACGAAGGUUGAUCUUAUAGGUGAGGUCUGCUCGGGAAUUUCAAUCCAGAGGACUUUGGUUAAAGAGGCAAAGAACCAUAAUGCUGUAGCCGUGGUUCUGGGGAUCAGCACCCAAACUACAUUAGGGGCAAGGACUUCUACUGCUACAUAUUGUGCUAAACGACUACCUCCAACCACCAACGUUUUUGCUAUCCAUAAUGGGAAAAUUAUGUUUGGAAGGUGCAACAAUAAUCAACUACCAGGCCCUUUUGGAGAUCCAAAACCAAGUCUAAAUCUACUUGAAAGUCCUUUACCUGAUGAAGUUCGAUCCGAGUAUGGAGAUUCUGAUGUAGAUACAGAAAUAUCUAGUAUUGAAGUACUAACAAGUUGUGAUAGUGGAGAAUCAAGAGAUGAAGUUCCAAAUCUUGUGCCUGAACUAAGAAAAAGAUCAAGUUCUGCUUUUACAGGAGAUAUUUUGGAUCAAAGGCCCGGUUGGCCACUUCUUCGACGAGCUACUUCAGUUACUCAAGAGACUUUGCAGGCAAGGGAAUUGUCUGUAGUGCAAUGGGCAAUGAACUUACCAAAUCGUUGGCCGCAUAAAAAUCCUUUAGAAAGUGCAUCAGGAAAGGAGAGAAAUGAUGAAGUUCUAAUAGACGAAAGCAAUAGGAUUAGUUUUCAUGGAUCAGGAGAUCUGCAAAAUGCCUUGGACAUUUUGCUAAAAACAAACUCUUCCAGUUUCAAGUGGUUCAAUUAUGAGGUUCUUAAAUCUGCAACUUCAAAAUUUAGCUCAGAAAACUUAAUUGGAAAUGGAGGAUGUAACCGGGUUUACAAGGCAAUUCUUCCUGAUGGCAAGCCAGUUGCAGUAAAGAUUCGAAACUCAUCUCCAGAAGCAAGAAAGGACUUUGCUCAAGAAUUUGAUAUUAUCUCCUCAUUGAAUCACAAGUAUAUUACACGUCUUGUAGGGGUUUGCAUCAAAGAUACUAAUCUCAUUUCUAUUUAUGAUUUCUUCUCAAAAGGAAGCUUGGAGGAAAAUUUACACGGUGAAGACAAAGAAAAAAAAUCUGCAUUGACAUGGGAAGUGAGGUUCAAUAUUGCCAUUAAAAUCGCAGAAGCCUUAACUUACCUACACAAUGAACGUUCUCCACCUGUUAUACAUAGAGAUGUCAAAUCUUCAAACAUUCUGCUCUCUGAUGGGUUUGAACCACUGUUAUCUGAUUUUGGACUGGCUAUACCGGGACCAACAGCAUCAUCUUUUAUGACUCAAAGCGACGUGGUUGGAACAUUUGGAUAUCUCGCCCCUGAAUAUUUCAUGUAUGGGAAAGUUAGUGACAAGUUGGAUGUUUAUGCUUUUGGUGUAGUUUUACUUGAACUGUUAUCAGGAAGAAAACCAAUUGGCUAUGAGACUCCUAAGGACCAAGAGAGCUUGGUCAUGUGGGCAAAACCAAUGAUAGAGCAUGGAAAUACAAGAGGCAUACUGGAUCCAAAUUUAGAUGCAAAUUUUGAUGAGGCUCAAAUGCAAAGAAUGGUUCUUGCAGCAAAGCUCUGCAUUACACGAUCAGCUAGGCUUCGUCCUAAAAUGAUUGAGGUAUUGAAGCUCCUAAGAGGGGAUAAAAGGGCAGUGAAGUGGGCGAACCUUCAAAACAAAGAUAUAGAGGAUGAUGAAAAUGAUGAUGAAGUGUAUCCUAAUUCAAGUGCAGAAUUACAUUUGAAUCUUGCAUUGCUUGAUGUUGAUGAUGAUUUGACAUCAUUUAGUAGUUUUGAGCAAGGGAAUAAGUUCUCUAUGGAGGAAUAUGUUAAAUCAAGGUGGAGUAGAUCAUCAAGCUUCAACUAAGUUUGUUCUAUACCCCUUUACAGAAUUAAAAGCAUUUAGUUUUUACUUGUACAUUUAAGAGGGGACAAAAUGCAUGUACCCCCAAGUUGAGAUGUUUUGUAGGUGUAGAACUUGUAGUGAAAUCCUUUUCGGUGUGAAAAUGAAAAGGAUGAAUGUGCAGAAAUUACCAUCUUUUUUACCCUUUUUUUUUUUUUUACACAUGCUAAUGAAGAAAUAAAUCCGAAUGGAAAAACAGCCUUUUUGUAAUGAAAUAGACAUAUUUUUAUGUAGGAAAAACAAGAUGUUCCAUUUCCAAUUUAAA
This is a messenger RNA of Jatropha curcas, 2932 nucleotides long. RefSeq names its product protein kinase STUNTED. Gene Ontology annotation, molecular function: protein kinase activity; ATP binding. The record is from RefSeq and is a predicted model, not a curated record. Gene Ontology annotation, biological process: protein phosphorylation. Lineage: Eukaryota; Viridiplantae; Streptophyta; Magnoliopsida; Malpighiales; Euphorbiaceae.